AAUUCCUCUGUCUCGAAACUCCCAGAGACGGCUAAAUGUAUCUACUUUGUUGAUCUCUAUUAUAAACUCUUAAUUUACAGUAGAUUACAUCAACUACGUUGAAGUCGAGUGAAUCUUAAGUUUUUAUGUAUUAUCUAAGUUUAGAUAUAAACUGUCAAAUGUUUUCUACCAGUGCCUUUUAUCAACAGUGCAAGCAAGCUUCAAAAAUAAACACAUGAUUACUUGGACUGACGGUGUUCAUUUGUUUUCAUUAUGACAAAGCGCCGAAGAAUCCUGCACGCCGACAAAAUUAUACAAAAUGUUAUCUACGUGUUUUGUUUGUUAAUGUUUCUACAGUUGAAAGGUUAUUAUGGAGUUAGCAGUAAUCCAAUACUAUUAUACUCUACCGAGUCUGAUAUCAGGUUAGUGAAUGUACAAAAACUUGGUAGAGCAAAUGCUAUCAUCAAGGAUCUAAAGCAGGGAUCGGCUGUCGACUUCAUUCAUCAUAAGAGCUUAAUAUGCUGGUGUGAUCAAAUAUCUGAACUAAUACAAUGUAUGCGUUACAAUGAAACACAGCCAGGAGAAAAGAUGAGGAUAGUGUCUGAGGGACUGAUAACACCAACUGGCAUUGCAAUAGAUUGGUACACUGAUAAAAUAUACUGGACAGAUGGAGAGACAAACAAAAUAGAAGUGAUAAGUAUAGAACAUAAGUACAGAAAGGUCCUCUUCUGGUCUGAAGUUGACCUAGCAAGAGCUAUUGCCGUAGUUCCUAAAGAAGGUUUAUUAUUUUGGACUGACUGGGGUGAAGUACCUAAAAUUGAGAGAUCAGGCAUGAAUGGAGACCCCUUAACUCGUAAAGUAAUUGUAAAAGAUAAUAUAUUUUGGCCAAAUGGCAUAACUAUUGACUAUGACAAAAAUUUAAUCUAUUGGGUGGAUGCAAAACUACAUUUUGUAGAUGUAGUAGAUUUUAAUGGUGAAAACAGAAGAAAAGUUGUCAAUGGGGGAUUGGAAUACCCAUAUGCAUUAACUAUAUUUAAUGACAAACUGUAUUGGACAGAUUGGAAAACUUGGUCAAUUCACUCAUGGGACAUAUCAACUAAUGGGCCUAUAAAGGAUUUGAUAAAAUCGAAUCCAGUGCCUGUAGAUAUCAAGGCAUAUGAUGGCAGCAGGCAGUUAAUGCCAGCAGUACCACACCCGUGCAAUAUUAAUAAUGGAGGAUGUUCUCACUUGUGCCUUCUAGCCCCAAAUCCUCCAGGUUAUGAGUGUGCAUGCCCUACUGGCGUGAAAUUAAAGGAAACCAGUAAUACAACAUGUUACAAUAAUCCACAAAUGCUGCUACUAGUUGCACAGAGUUGGAGUAUCUCAAAAAUAUCACUGGAUUCACCAGACUUCACACCAUACACGCUCCCAUUAAAGGAUCUGAAGAAAACCCAAACAGUUGAUUUUGAUCCAAAAACUGAAUAUAUUUAUUGGGCUGACAGUAUGACAAAAACAAUAUCUAGAGCCCGAUUGGAUGGAAGUGAACAAUCGGUUGUGAUCCACAAUAGUGGUGUUAUAGAUAAUAUUGCCAUAGAUCCACUAGCCAGGAAUAUAUAUUGGACAGAUCCUAUUACUGAUACUAUCACUGUGGCUAGACUCGACGGUAGUGCUAGAAAGGUGUUAAUCCACGAAGAACUUUACGAUCCUCGUGCUAUAGCCCUUCACCCAACAGCCGGCUGGAUGUUCUGGUCUGACUGGAAUGAAAAGAAACCGAAAAUUGAACGUGCUAAUUUAGAUGGUAGUGAGAGAAUGUUAGUAGUUUCCGAAAAACUCACUUGGCCUAAUGGAAUAGCUUUAGAUACAGUCAAUAAUAAACUCUAUUGGGGUGAUGGCAGAACGCACAAAAUUGAAGUCUCAAAUAUGGAUGGUUCGGACCGCCGAGAGGUACACAGCAGUGACAUCCUCCACAUCUUUGGCUUGACUCUUCUUGGCGACAGACUUUAUUGGACGGAUAUACAAAGACGCACUCUGUAUAGAGUAAAUAAAAAUUCUGGCAUAGAAAGGCAGACGGUAGUGGAGCAGAUGGCAAACAUGAUGGGCGUUAAGGCGUUCAAGAUAGGCGAUUCGAUCGGCUGGAACCCAUGCGUGGCUGACAACGGCGGCUGUUCACAUUUAUGUUUCAAUAGACCAACUGACUAUGUGUGCAGCUGUCCUUUAGGUUUAGAAUUGGAUAACGACAGAAAAACUUGUAUAGAACCAGAAGCUUUCUUGAUAUAUAGCCGAAAGAAUAUAAUUGGGCACAUUGGAAUAGAACAUGAAAAUAAUGAUGCUGUGUUGCCUAUCAAAGAGUUGAAGGAAGUUAGUGCCUUAGCAGUGCACGUGUCCGAUGCGAAGUUGUAUUGGUCUGACAGCAAGACGAAAACAAUAAACCGAUGCUCAAUAAACGGUACGAAUGUGGAGAAAAUACUCGAGUGGACCGGUCUGGUUGAAGGUCUCGCAAUAGACUGGUCGGGGCACAAUAUAUACUGGACUGAUACGGCCCUACAACGCAUCGAAGUAGCCCGACUCGAUGGCUCCAGCAGACGCACUCUCAUCUGGCAAGGACUAAAAAAACCGAAAAGUAUUACUUUGGAUCCAAAGAAAGGAUUCAUGUAUUGGUCGGACCUUGGCUCCAAAAGCAUAAAACGCGCUGCAAUGGACGGCUCCUCGGCCAUCGUGGUAAUAGAACAAGCCGGUCGAGUACAAGCACUAGCUAUUGACCACGAACACCGUGCACUCUACUGGGCCGCGUUCGAACCACCCACGGUACAGUACGCGUUCCUCAACGGUACCGGCAGAAAGACGCUCGUUGAUGACGUGUCUAUGCCUAACGCACUCACUCUAUACGGCGACAGAGUGUUUUGGGGUGAUUGGAAUACAGGGCUGAUAGAGUCCGCAAAGAAGACCGACGGCGGCGACCGUCGCGGUCUAUACAAGCAGCUGGACUACAUCUCGGACCUGAAGAUGUUCGGGCGGCGCGGCGGCGGCGGCGGCAACCAGUGCGGCGUCGACAACGGCGGCUGCUCGCACCUCUGCCUGCCGCUGCCCGCCGACUACCGCUGCGGGUGUCCCGCACACUACCGCCUCAACAGAGACAACCUCACCUGCUCCGAACCUGAAGAAUUUCUAUUAUUCGCUCAAAAGAAUGCCAUCGGAAGAUUGUUGGUUGCAAAUGGCGAAUGUGCUGACGCAUUUAUUCCCCUCACUGGACUGAAAAAUGUAAAAGCCAUAGAAUAUGAUCCUAUCAGCAAACAUCUGUUCUGGAUGGAAGAGGAUUUCCACUCCAUUCGACGGGUACCAAUAUCGUACUCUAGUACAUCGGCGGUCAGCGACGCAUCGGUUGUGGUUCCCAACAUCUUGAGGCCGUUCCACAUGGUUCUGGAUGUGCUUGGCCGCACGUUAUAUUGGACUUGCAUAGACGCUGAUUCGAUCAACGCUACGUCUAUUACGAACAGUUCGUCUGUAGGCGUCGUAAUGAGAGGAGAGGGCAUGAUGCCGAGACAUCUGGCUUUCCAUCAGACUAAGAGGUUCCUGAUAUGGAAUGACGUGGGCCUGGGUGCUAUAAUGCGAUCGAAUGUAGACGGAACCGCUCGCACGUGGUUGGCAACUGCGGCUAAUGCGACCGCACUCGCUCUUGACCAGUCUUCAUCUACUGUAUACUGGGCGGUGAAUAGACAGAUCUACGCGGUCGAUCUCGACUCUGACAGUAACAAGACUCGUAUAAUCUGGCAAGGCGGAUGGGUGGGCACGCUGGCGGCGUACGGCGGCGCGCUGUACCUGGUGGCGGGCGCGGGGGCGGCCGCGGGGGGCGGGCCGGGCGGCUCCAACGAGCGCGCCCUCAUGCGCGUCGCACUGCACCGCCGGGAGGCGCCCGCCGCGCCCGUCCCGCACGUCGCCAGGCUCAUGGCCGCACUCACAGUGCACAAGGUGGCACGCGAGCACCCGUGCUACGGCGGGCGCGCGUGCGGCGGCGCGGCGGCGGCGUGCGGCGCGCGCGGCUCGUGCGGGUGCGGCGUGCAGUGCGCACGCGCCGUCUGCGCGCCCGGACACUUCCGCUGCGGCGCCGCGCACGAGCCACACGCGCCGCGCCCGCACUGCAUCCCGCUCGACUGGAAAUGCGACAAGCAGCAGGACUGCCCGGACGGGUCGGACGAGGACGCGGAGUGCGGCGAGUGCGCGGGGCUGCGCUGCGCGGACGGCGCCUGCGUCGGCGCGCUGAGGGACUGCCGCGCCGGCGCCUACUGCGCGCUCGCCGCCAUGCCCGAGGCCUUCCGGUGCGACGACCGCCUAUGCCUAGCUGAAGAACUCGUCUGUGACGGACAUCGACACUGCGAGGACGGCUCCGAUGAAGUGAUUGGCUCCUGCGAGUUCGCACAAAAAUCCGAGGGUCGGGGAUCGUCGCGGCAGUCGAGCGCGUUCGUAGUAUGCGGAGCGUUAGCAGGAGCGGCGGGCGGCGCGGCCGGCGCAUGGCUCGCGCUCCGACGACUGCGGCGCCGCGCCGCCCCGCCCCCCGCACACACCGCGCUCACCGCACGCACCAAGCUGCCCGCUACACGAGCGAGACCUCUCGGCGCCAGCUGCACAGAGGCGUCCGAGAGCCUAUGCGAGCGGUACCCGCGGCCAACCGCGAACCCGCCGCCCAGCCCGGCGACGGCGAGCGGCGCGUCACUAGCGGCGUCGGCGUCGCGGCGACGCGCGUACCGGCACUACCGCGCCAUGAACCGGCCGCCGCCGCCCACGCCCGCCUCCACCGACGCCUGCGAGUCGGAGCCCGAGCACAGCGCGCGCGCGCCGCCGCCCUCUCCCGCACCCUGCCUCUACUGACGCCGUCACAGGUGACGAACCUGUUCAGCUAUUACACACGGUAUAUAGUGUGCUCCGUCACGCAGGAGUCGACUUUUACGCAUGGCCCUAUAAGUACGGAGGUUCAUGCGGAAUCGGCUUUCAAAAAAUGUAAAUAUAUACAAAGAGAACGU
Achroia grisella is the source of this 4973-nucleotide messenger RNA. RefSeq names its product low-density lipoprotein receptor-related protein 6 (gene arr). The transcript has 24 exons. The record is from RefSeq and is a predicted model, not a curated record. The coding region runs from base 253 to 4821 and encodes 1522 amino acids. Lineage: Eukaryota; Metazoa; Arthropoda; Insecta; Lepidoptera; Pyralidae. Gene Ontology annotation, molecular function: calcium ion binding; protein binding.